AUGAAUGCCUACAUUUCCACAGCUUUCCUCGUCUGGACCCUCCAUCUCGGCUUGGCUUUACCACUUCCCAGGCAUGCAGCAUUAGAUCCUGGGGUUCAUUCAGCUGAUGACCUUCUCCUUGCAGAAAGCUAUCUGAAUGCUUUCUACAGACAAGGAACUAUUUGGAAGAGGAGCUCAGAUUCUUUGUUGGACAAAUUGAAGCAAAUGCAGUCAUUUUUUGGCCUGGAAGCAAAUGGCGAGCUGACUCCUAAGACCCUUGAAGUGAUGAAACAGCCGAGGUGUGGUAUCCCUGAUGUGGCAGGGUACCAUUUUUUCCCCAAGAGAAUUAAAUGGCUGGCGUGGGGCUUAACGUUCAGAAUUGUGAACUAUACUCCAGAUAUGGGCCGGGAUGAAGUGGACCAAGCCAUUGAGGAAGCUGUCCAAGUAUGGCGUGAUGUCAUCCCUCUUCAUUUCACCAGAUUGUCUCAUGGCACCGCUGACAUGAUGCUCUCUUUUGCAACCAAAGAGCAUGGGGACUUAUUUCCUUUCGAUGGACCGUUGGGUCAACUGGCUCAUGCUUUCCCUCCUGGUGGUGAUAUUGGAGGGGAUGUCCACUUCGAUGACGAUGAAACCUGGACCAAUGAUUCCAGAGCCUUUAAUUUAUUUUCAGUUGCGGCCCAUGAGCUUGGCCAUGCUUUGGGGCUAGACCACUCCACUGACCCCGAAGCUCUGAUGUACCCUCUUUACAGCUACAAGGAUUCGAAAGACUUUAUUCUUUCUGAAGAUGAUGUGGCAGGCAUCCAAGCUCUUUACGGUUCCAAAGGUACAGUCAGUGCUAAAGCUCCGAAGAGAUGUGACCCAAAAUUCUCAGCAGACGCCAUUGCGGAAUUAAAUGGGGAGAAAAUCAUAUUCAAGGACACAUUCGUGUGGCGUUACAAUCCUCGGCUCUUUAGGAAAGAUUGGAUGGACAUUCUUUCCGUUUGGCCAAAGCUUCGAAACCGAGCAGAUGCGGCUUAUGGCCUCCCAGAGAAGGACAUUGUCUUCAUAUUUAGAGGGAAGAAAUAUUGGGCUGUGAAAGGCUACAAGAUACUUCAUGGCUAUCCCCAGACACUUUACGACCUUGGCUUCCCAAGCCAUGUGGAUAGGAUAGAUGCUGCAUUUCAUGAUGUAAAGACUAGGAAGACAAAGUUUUUCACUGGAGACAAGAUAUGGAGCUAUGAUGAGGAGCAUCAUUCUAUGGAACAUGGCUAUCCAAAACUGAUAAAGGAUGAAUUUCAUGGAAUUGUGCAUAAGGUCAAUGCAGCGUAUCAACAGAAUGGCUCCAUUUAUUUCAUCUGCGGGCCACUGCAACUUGAAUACAACAUCAACCACAAAAGGAUCAUCCGCACUUUGGGAGCAAACUCUGUGUUAGGCUGUUAA
Messenger RNA from Elgaria multicarinata webbii, 1398 nucleotides. Its product is annotated as collagenase 3-like. Gene Ontology annotation, molecular function: zinc ion binding; metalloendopeptidase activity. The transcript has 10 exons. Bases 1 to 1398 code for a protein of 465 amino acids. Gene Ontology annotation, cellular component: extracellular matrix. Gene Ontology annotation, biological process: collagen catabolic process; proteolysis; extracellular matrix organization. NCBI's taxonomy places the organism in Eukaryota, Metazoa, Chordata, Lepidosauria, Squamata, Anguidae. The record is from RefSeq and is a predicted model, not a curated record.